Molecule: messenger RNA, 1009 nt
Organism: Culicoides brevitarsis
Lineage: Eukaryota; Metazoa; Arthropoda; Insecta; Diptera; Ceratopogonidae
Exons: 3
Coding region: 56-826 (256 amino acids)
Source: RefSeq, a predicted model, not a curated record
UCGUCGUUCGGUGACAUUCGUUAAUUUUUUUCUUCGUCUCAGUAAACACAAAAAAAUGCCAGGGACACCGCCAACUUUCAUCAAUUAUUUUUCUGAAAAUCAACAAAAUCCUCCGGGAAUCGGCUUUAAUCCGAAUUUAUUUCCGCCAAAUACGCCUCAAGAAGUUUUAAAUCCUCCGAUUUUUCCUCAAACUGGAGGAACUCCGAAUCAAACAGGAAUUUAUCCGACAAUUUCGGGGAUGCCAAUGCCAACAAUGCUCGGAAAUGAUUCUUCUUCGGCUUUUAUUAGUCAAGAAAUUAACUCACAAGAAGUUUUAGAAGAAAAUUCGAGCAGUUCAGAGCCAAAUAUUUCAGCUGUUCCUUCAUUUAAAGGGCUUGUUGGAGUACAAGGCUUCGGCGGUUGUUGGCAACAUUGCACUCCCGAAGGUCCCUUCCCGCAAAAUCUCGUGCGAGCUGGCGUCGAUUCUGACGGAAGUAAAAUCUUCGCGGGACGUGCUUUUCACGAAGGUGACUUAAUCCCUGCGAAAAUCAUUCCCGAGAAGAAUUUAGCUGUCAUUUCGUAUGGCGGAGAGGAAAUUGUUAAGGAAGAUUUUGAAGUUUUACGACAGGGAGAAUUUGUUUGGGAAUUUUGUACGAAUGGCGCUGUGCCUGAUGGAGCUGUUGAAAUUGGGCAGACAGUUGAUGGCGAGAAAUUGUAUAUGGGAAGAGCAUUUUAUCAAGGAAGUCAAACGCCGGGAAAAGUUCAAGCGUCGCACGGAUGUCUUUAUAUCCCGUUCAAUGGAGAGGAGGUUCCGUUAAAUGAAUAUGAAGUUUUGUGUAUUAAAUGAUUUUUCUCACUUUUUUCAUUUAAAAUUGUUAAAAAUAAUUAUUUUAAAAAAAAUUUACUCACCUGAAAAUUAUUUGUUGAUUUUUUCACAAUUUUUUCGUAAUUUUUUUUAAAUUAAAAAAAAACUUUUAUAAAGAAAAAUUCUCAAAUUAUUUGAACAUUAAUUCUUAAAUUUUUAAAAAAU